AUGGAGAAGAGCAAUGAUAGCAGGGAGAGAGACUUUGACGGAGAGGAGUGGGUUGGAGUGGUGGUGGAGGGGGAGGAGGAGGAGGAGGAGGAGGAGGAGGAGGAGGAGGAGGAGGAGGAGGAGGAGGAGGAGGAGGAGGAGGAGGAGGAGGAGGAGAGGAGGAGGAGGAGGAGGGGAGGAGGAGGAGGAGAGGAGGAGGAGGAGGAGGAGGAGGAGGAGGAGGAGGAGGAGGAGGAGGAGGAGGAGGAGGAGGAGGAGGAGGAGGAGGAGGGGGAGGAGGAGGAGGAGGAGGAGGAGGAGGAGGAGGAGGAGGAGGAGGAGGAGGAGGAGGAGGAGGAGGAGGAGGAGGAGGAGGAGGAGGAGGAGGAGGAGGAGGAGGAGGAGGAGGAGGAGGAGGAGGGGGAGGAGGAGGAGGAGGAGGAGGAGGAGGAGGAGGAGGAGGAGGAGGAGGAGGAGGAGGAGGAGGAGGAGGAGGAGAGUGGAGGGUGGAGAUUGAGUGUUGCCAGGUCCACCGAAAGGAAGUGCAGAGGGGGGCGAGGCUUGCCCUGA
Molecule: messenger RNA, 549 nt
Organism: Closterium sp. Yama58-4
Lineage: Eukaryota; Viridiplantae; Streptophyta; Zygnematophyceae; Desmidiales; Closteriaceae
Source: the annotation of a GenBank genome assembly